This is a messenger RNA of Chelmon rostratus (copperband butterflyfish), 1137 nucleotides long. It is a transcript of the gene sstr2a, whose product is annotated as somatostatin receptor 2a. Gene Ontology annotation, molecular function: neuropeptide binding; somatostatin receptor activity. The transcript has 3 exons. Gene Ontology annotation, biological process: neuropeptide signaling pathway; cellular response to estradiol stimulus; cellular response to glucocorticoid stimulus. NCBI's taxonomy places the organism in Eukaryota, Metazoa, Chordata, Actinopteri, Chaetodontiformes, Chaetodontidae. Gene Ontology annotation, cellular component: neuron projection; membrane. Bases 1 to 1137 code for a protein of 378 amino acids. The record is from RefSeq and is a predicted model, not a curated record.
AUGGCCUUGGAUCAGUGGCCCUAUCCCCCCAACAUCUCCAUUCCGGAGCCCCUCCUGUAUGACAGCUACAUCCAGGGGAACGAGUCCGACCUGGACCUGAACAUCUCCGAGACCAGUGAGCCUCACCAGGACAAGACCAGCUCGGUGGUCAUCACCCUCAUCUACUUCAUGGUAUGUGGCGUGGGGCUGUGCGGCAACUCCUUGGUCAUAUAUGUAAUCCUGCGCUACGCCAAAAUGAAGACGGUGACCAACAUCUACAUCCUGAACCUGGCGGUGGCCGAUGUUCUUUGCAUGAUGAGCCUGCCGUUCAUCGGCCUGCAGCUGGCACUGGUGCACUGGCCCUUUGGAGAGGUGCUUUGCAGGGUGAUCAUGACAGUAGACUCUCUCAAUCAGUUCACCAGCAUCUUCUGUCUGAUGGUGAUGAGCAUCGAUCGAUAUUUGGCUGUGGUCCACCCUAUUAAGUCCACAAAAUGGCGGAAGCCCCGCGUAGCCAAGCUAAUUAACCUGACAGUAUGGGGUGUGUCGCUGUUAGUCAUCCUACCUACGAUGAUCUUCAGCGGCCUUAAUAAGGUGCCAGUGUGUGGGAUCGUGUGGCCGGAGCCCCAGGAUGUCUAUUACAAAGCCUUCAUAUUCUACACCUUCUUCAUUGGAUUCUUCCUGCCACUUGCAGUCAUAUGUCUGUGCUACCUGCUCAUCAUAGUCAAGGUGAAGUCGUCUGGCAUGCGAGUGGGUUCCACCAAGCGCAAGCGCUCCGAGCGCAAGGUGACGCGGAUGGUAUCCAUCGUGGUGGCGGUGUUCGUCCUCUGUUGGCUGCCUUUCUACAUUUUCAACGUCACCUCGGUCACCGGCUCCAUCAAGCCCACGUCUGCCGUGAAGAGCACCUUUGACUUUGUCGUGGUGCUCGGCUACGCCAACAGCUGCGCCAACCCCAUCUUGUACGCCUUCCUGUCGGACAACUUCAAGAAGAGCUUUCAGAACGUUCUGUGCCUGAAAAAGGUCGCAGGCCUGGACGAGAUAGAGCGCAGUGACAGCCGGGCAGACAGGAGCAGGAUGGCUAACGAUGCUGCGAUCAUCAAUGCCAACUUGGAGACUCACAAUGCUGCCCUGUUGAACGGCGAGCUGCAGACCAGCAUCUGA